Messenger RNA from Zalophus californianus (California sea lion), 657 nucleotides. RefSeq names its product myosin light chain 7 (gene MYL7). Bases 60 to 587 code for a protein of 175 amino acids. The record is from RefSeq and is a predicted model, not a curated record. Gene Ontology annotation, cellular component: cytoplasm; myofibril. Gene Ontology annotation, molecular function: calcium ion binding. Gene Ontology annotation, biological process: cardiac muscle tissue development; heart contraction. The transcript is spliced from 7 exons. Lineage: Eukaryota; Metazoa; Chordata; Mammalia; Carnivora; Otariidae.
GCUGAAACAUAAAAGGGGCUGGGGGCCCCUUGCAGCAACCCAGCUGCCAUAGAGAGAGGAUGGCCAGCAGGAAGGCAGGGACCCGGAGCAAGGCCGCGGCCACCAAGCAGGCCCAGCGAGGCUCUUCCAAUGUGUUCUCCAUGUUCGAGCAAGCCCAGAUCCAGGAGUUCAAGGAAGCCUUCAGCUGCAUCGACCAGAACCGGGAUGGCAUUAUCUGCAAGUCAGACCUUCGGGAGACCUACUCCCAGCUCGGGAAGGUGAGCGUCCCAGAAGAGGAGCUGGACGCCAUGCUGCAGGAGGGAAAGGGUCCCAUCAACUUCACCGUCUUCCUCACACUCUUCGGGGAGAAGCUGAAUGGGACAGACCCUGAGGAAGCCAUCCUGAGCGCCUUCCGCAUGUUCGACCCCAGCGGCAAAGGUGUGGUGAACAAGGAUGAGUUCAAGCAGCUUCUCCUGACCCAGGCAGACAAGUUCUCUCUGGCCGAGGUGGAGCAGAUGUUCGCCCUGACGCCCAUGGACCUGGCAGGGGACAUCGACUACAAGUCUCUGUGCUACAUCAUCACCCACGGGGACGAGAAGGAGGAGUGAGCUUUGGCGCGGCUGCGACCCGGGGCCAGCCUGUGCCGACACAGCAAUAAAUGUUUCCAAAUCACACCUG